AUGAACCGGCUCAGCCUCAAAGAUCCAACCAAGUUAUCACAUGCUGAUCAGAACACACAGCUGACCACGCAGGUGAAGAGUUCAACUGGAUUAGAAAGGUUGGUGCAGUUCUCCCCGGACACCGGCGCCCUGCAAAGUAUCCUCCAGAACGUGGGGCUGAAUGCUGGAGGGCUCCUGGGUGCCACGCCCCGAAGGUCUGUCUGUCCACCAGGCCGAGGAACUUCAAUCUACACAGCUCAGAGAGUGCAAAUUAAGAAAAAUCUCACAGAGGAGACCGGCGGACCAAUGGUUGCACUCAAGGACACUCCAAAGAAAUGGUCUCCACAGAGAGUCCGCGACGGCAGACAGAAGCCCAUGUCAGCUAUGAAAUGGCAUUUAUCCGCACAGCAGUCACCGUAUACCAACACUCCCGGUCUGAGGAGCUGCAAAACCAACCUUCAACCGCACCAGGAGGUGAUUCCUUCUGAGAUCGUGCAGAGAUUGUUCGAUGAUCAAGAGGAGCUGAACGCUGACGAAGACCUUGAGACACAAACGCUCCCAGUUAAAGCUUUAAGUACUAAACCCCACUGUGAAGAAAAGGGAGAAUCAAGGAGAACUAACAGCAGUGAGGAUGACGAGGAUGAGGAUGAGGAGGAGCAGAGGGUGGCGGGUGUACAGCUGUUCCUCCAAGAACCACAAAGAGAGUCCGUCAUUUUUUUCUCAACGGGCAAAGCGCUGCUCAGAGCUCCACGCUUUGAGAAGCAGGAGAAAUCCUCUGACCAGGAUCAGCUCCUUCCAGUUCCAUCAGACCAGAGAAAUGUGCUGCCGCUGCAUGAAGACUCAUCAUCUGUGUUAAAACCAACCUGUCAGAUCAACACUUCUGUUAAGAGUCUGCACAGAGACCUCAUUACUCAGAAGAGUCGCGGUCUGAGUCCUGCGGUGGCGUUGCUGCGGAAGCGUUUUCCUCCUCUGGAGGAGCUGCGUCUGGAUGAGGAGGUGGCCACCUACACCUCAGUGUCAGUCUCCACUGCUCCUGGCUUUGUUCCUCCUCGGCCUCGCUGUGGAAACCCACUGGCCUCCAUCCUGCACUUUGAAGAGUCCUCUAGAUUUGUUCCCAUUGGCUGUGAUCUCUCCUUUGGUCCUUCUUCCCCACACGGCUCUCCACAGCAGGAGAGAUGAUUUGCACUACAACUACAGUAUUUUUUUUUUUUUUUUACUGUGAAAGUCCAGAGAGGAUGUUAAGCUGAAACUAAUGUACUGAUGACUUUGUUUAAUGGAGCAGAUGAUGUUUGUCCAACACUGAUGUUUGCCAGCUUUAGUACAGCUCCAAAGAAGGCUGCUGGUAUAAUUGUUUUGAAACCACAAAUCUUUUUUUCCUUAAAAAUGUUAUUAUUUCUUUCAAUAGAUGCUUUGUAAAAGAGUUUAUAUCUGUAAAAUGAAGCAUCGUUCAUCCUGAAGUGUUUAUGAUACAAGUCCAAAGCUGAAUGUGGGAAAAAGUAAAUGUUGUAAAAGGUCAAUGAAUGCACUGGACCUCAGUAGUGUUAUAGAUGUAGGUUACAUAUAGAUUAUUGUGUCGAAUUUCAAAUAAUGGUUCGUUAUUUGUAUUUUUUG
This is a messenger RNA of Limanda limanda (common dab), 1590 nucleotides long. It is a transcript of the gene troap, whose product is annotated as trophinin associated protein. The transcript is spliced from 9 exons. The record is from RefSeq and is a predicted model, not a curated record. The coding region runs from base 1 to 1158 and encodes 385 amino acids. Lineage: Eukaryota; Metazoa; Chordata; Actinopteri; Pleuronectiformes; Pleuronectidae.